Archocentrus centrarchus (flier cichlid) is the source of this 3818-nucleotide messenger RNA. Its product is annotated as receptor-type tyrosine-protein kinase FLT3-like. The record is from RefSeq and is a predicted model, not a curated record. Lineage: Eukaryota; Metazoa; Chordata; Actinopteri; Cichliformes; Cichlidae. The transcript is spliced from 24 exons. The coding region runs from base 68 to 3139 and encodes 1023 amino acids. Gene Ontology annotation, molecular function: transmembrane receptor protein tyrosine kinase activity; ATP binding; growth factor binding. Gene Ontology annotation, biological process: B cell differentiation; cell surface receptor protein tyrosine kinase signaling pathway; positive regulation of kinase activity. Gene Ontology annotation, cellular component: signaling receptor complex; plasma membrane.
CACAAUUCUUUUAGACCAGAGAGUGCACAGUCUAACCAGAGAUGUAAACCUCUGAAAGAGCGCAUCAAUGCCGAGGCACAAAAAUAUGAUUGCGGGUGUUCUGCUGCUGUGUGUUGUCCGAGCGCUCUGCUCCGAUGACGGCAAGACUCAAGUCUGCGUAUCCAGUCGUGAAGCAGCAUGUUUUCGUCCAGCUGAUUAUCUGAAUUAUCUGAAUGCAUCGGAUCCCGUCAGCAAAGAGCUGACUGUUGGUGAGAAACUCAUCAUCUCUCUGGAGGACCUCUCUGAAUCUCUCGUCUGCUACUGGAUGAGAGGAGGAGACAGACUAAUGACAACAGAUGGAAAUCAGUUAAUGGUCACACCACCGCUUUCAGAGACAGACUCAGGGGAGUACACGCUGACCUGUCAAUCCAGCAAUGACACCUUGUUCUCCGUGACUGUGAUUCUUCAUGUAGUAAUGAAACGUCCCACAAAACCACAGCUGAUGCUCGAUGGCGUUGACCGCCCAAAGACUUCCCCUCUUUUUAAAUGCAUCUCUGAGGGCUCUCCACAUCCUACAAUUGAAUGGAAUUUGGGAAACUAUGGAGGUGUGAAUAAGACAAGCAAUGGAAGGACAGAGAGCACAAUAACAAGCAGUGAUUUUGAUAAAACAGGAAUGAUGUGCUGUGCAACCAAUGCUGAAGGACAAGAGUGCUCCCAAAUGUAUGACUACGACUUAGAGAGGAACUUAAUGAACAAAGAUGAGGUAUCUAAUGUCACCCUGGGCAAAGGGCAGUCUCUGCUGCUUCGCUGCAGAAUGACAUGGAAGAGUCCACCAUCACCUGUGUGGGAGAAAGGAGGAGAAGUUCUCGAUGCCAGCAUAUUAUCAUGUAAACCGGAGAAGGAGGAGAUGUGCAUUAAAAAUGACAGACAUCAGGGCAGUCGGAUGGCCUACCUGUCCAUCAGAUCACUUAGAGAGGAGCACAGCGGCACAUACACCUGCAAGGGUCCAAAUAAAAACCAAACAUCUGUUUAUGUUCAUGUCUUGGUUAAAGGUUUCCUCUCUGCUCAGCUGGAUGAGCACAAGAUCAUACCAGCUCAGCUGGCAUCCAGCACCUGCUUGCAGGCCAGUGUUUCCUACAACCCUGUUCUCCAGCACUGUUCCUGGGAGACUCCUGACAAAAAUAUGAUUAGAUGUGUCAGGGAGACAGGUGUAACACAGCACAGGACUGUGAAGCUUUGUGAUGGACUCAUAUCAGGAGAUUACAAGUUAUACCUGGAGGCUGGAGGACAAAAGGAAACAAAGAACAUAUCAGUGUGUGUUGUAGGUAAACCAAAGUUCAAAUUCUCAGUUAAUGAGGCUAAUGAUACCUACACCGUUGAGACUGAGAGUCUGGUGCCAGCAAACUAUACCUGGUUGGAUUGCUCUGAAUUCAAUGAAAGCUGUGAAACAGACUCUUCCUGGAAAGAGAUCCCAAAUGCAUUUCAAACUGAUUCUGAUGUUUCCUGCAACAAGAUAAUCCAGAGCUCACUGAGCACAGGCCUGGUGGAUGGAGACCGUUUAAAGUUUUGCCUGACAAACACAGUUGGCACCUGGUGCGAAAUUCCUCACAUAAUAUACAAACCACCACCAGUCCAGCGCUCUAUAGGUCAGCCACCUACGGAUACCAGCUUGAUGCUGCUGAAAGUAUGCAGCAUGAGUCUUCUUAUGGCUUUGGUGAUAGUCAGCAUUGUGCUUAUGUACUUUGUCAAAAAGAAGCAGAAACCUCAAUAUCAGCCUCAGCUUCAGAUGAUCCAGAUGACUGGACCCAGUGAUAACGAUUACAUCUACAUUAACUUCAAGGACUUUGAAUAUGACAGAAAAUGGGAGUUUCCCAGGGAGAACCUUGAACUGGGUAAAGAACUGGGCUCUGGAGCUUUUGGCAUGGUGGUCCAGGCUACAGCACAUGGCAUCAGAAAGCCUGGAAUCUCACAGCAGGUGGCUGUCAAGAUGCUAAAAGAAAAACACCAGUCUAUGGAGAAGGAGGCUUUGAUGUCAGAGCUCAAGAUGCUGACUCACAUCGGACACCAUGCCAACAUUGUCAAUCUGCUUGGCGCAUGCACAGACUUGGGACCAAUAUACCUGAUCUUCCAGUACUGCUGUCACGGUGAUCUGCUGAAUUACCUAAAAAACAACAGUGAACGUUACCACAAGUCUGUAACAGACGCUUUUGACAAAGACCGUUUCAGAAGCCUCUACCAAAACCUGCAGCUCAAGAAGAACCCUAGUGAGCUGGAAGCACCAGUGGAUAAUUACAUACCUAUGUUCGGCUCUACCACAAGGGGGCAGGAGGACAUUGCCCUCCUCACCCUUAACCCUGAUGACAUGGACAACUGCCGAGACGCAGAGAGCGUCAAAACCUCAGACGAGCAGACAGAAGACUUGGACGCCCUGACCUUCGAUGACUUGCUGAGCUUUGCCUUCCAAGUGGCCAGAGGCAUGGAGUUCCUCUCCUCCAAGAAUUGUAUCCAUCGGGACCUGGCAGCUCGUAAUGUGCUGGUGACAAAGGGCAGGCAGGUGAAAAUUGGUGACUUUGGACUCGCCCGAGACAUCGAAAAUGACUCCAACUAUGUCGUGAGAGGAAACGUGCGUUUGCCGGUGAAAUGGAUGGCACCUGAGAGCAUCUUCGAGGGAAUGUACACCAUGAAGAGUGAUGUCUGGGCUUAUGGCAUUCUGCUCUGGGAGAUCUUCUCACUCGGUGUCACUCCGUACCCAGGCAUAAAAGUGGAUCAUAUGUUCUAUUCGAUGAUUGAGAGAGGAUUUAAGAUGGAGUGUCCAUAUUAUGCCAGUGAAACUGUGUAUGGGAUGAUGUGUACGUGUUGGACCCUGGAUCCCGCUAAACGUCCUUCUUUCUCCAAGUUGGUGUCCUUCAUAUGUGACCAGCUGAUAGACAGAGAGGAGAAGCUCUACCAUAACAUGUUUGAUCAGAUUUGCGGUGACUACCAGAAUUUAUCGACCACUGUGGACAUGUCUGCCUUGAUGAAACAAAGCGAAGAAAACAAGACCCCAGCUGCCAAUGACUACUGUCUAGCCUGCGCGACCGAAGAAAACUAUGCAGAAACAUCCGACUCCAACGCUCUGGCAGCUGAGAAGGAGCUUCUAAAACCAUCUGAUACAGAGUGAUCACCUUUAUACCAUUUUUAUCCAUACAACAGCUCAUGUAACAGUCUGGAUAAUAAGAUACUAACAUAAUAAUUUAGAGUAGAAUCAACCUGCUUGUUUUAUAUUAUAUUCAAGUAUUGCAAGCAUUUUUAUACUCAUUUAUGGAAUUAAUUAAACAAACAGCACAUAUUUAACAUAUAUUUCCACCAUCUAAGGAUGUCAUUAAAGGGUUUUAUUGUGUAGAUGGGAUUUCAUUGAAUGAUGUUUUUACAAUAAAAUGAGAUGAAUGUUCUAAAAAAAAAAAAAAAAAAAAAAAAAGGAUGUUUGUAUUCUCUUAAGAUUUUAUUGUGUAGCCUAAAUAGAAUAAUUAAUUUAAAAAACAUAUAUUUAAGGGAAUGUACUUCAUAUAUGUAGCUUUGGAAAUGCUUUUUUUCCCGUUAAAAUAAUAAACAAGCUCAGGGGUUUACUGCAUAUCUUAUAUAUAUUACGUUGUCAUAUAUAUAUAUAUAUAUAUAUAUAUAAUUUCGCAGUAUUUUUUUUCUAAAAAAUAGUUUUAGAGAUUUAUAUGCCAGUAGUGAUUGCAAGCAGUUUAUUUUUGUACGUGCUUGCUUUUUUUCACAGUAAGCCUUUUCUGUAUAUUUACUGGAAUUUUUACACUAUAUUAUAUUUUAUCUAAUUCAAGCAUUAUACCUGCAAUAAA